Molecule: messenger RNA, 680 nt
Organism: Dipodomys ordii (Ord's kangaroo rat)
Lineage: Eukaryota; Metazoa; Chordata; Mammalia; Rodentia; Heteromyidae
Gene: Ccl20
Product: chemokine (C-C motif) ligand 20
Exons: 4
Coding region: 1-294 (97 amino acids)
Biological process (GO): G protein-coupled receptor signaling pathway; positive regulation of ERK1 and ERK2 cascade; chemokine-mediated signaling pathway
Cellular component (GO): extracellular region
Molecular function (GO): CCR chemokine receptor binding; chemokine activity
Source: RefSeq, a predicted model, not a curated record
AUGGUGAGAUGCAGUAGCCAGAGUCUGGUCCUGAUUGCCUUCGCUUCAGUGUUGCUAUUCCAGCUUUUCAGUGGAGCAGAAGCGGCAAGUAACUUUGACUGCUGUCUACAAUAUACGAAGUACCCCCUGUCUUUUAGGCUUAUUGUGGGCUUCACACAGCAGUUGGCUGAUGAGGCUUGUGACAUCAAUGCCAUCAUCUUUCACACAAAAAGGAGAUUGGUGUGUGCAGAUCCAAAGCAGCCUUGGGUGAAGAAGGCUGUCCGUAUCCUUAGCCAAAGAGUCAAGAAGAUGUGAGAAAAAACAUCUGCUGUUCUGGGACGGAAUUGGAUAGAGCCCAAGGACAGGAAGACCACGCCGGGGGUGUAGAGGCUUAGUUUCAGCUCUUUCUGCCCUUAUCUGUGCCUGGAUGGGCUUGUCCAGUUUUUGAGGUUGAUCAUAUUGCAUCAUAGGGUGCUUUGUUAAAGCAUCAUGUUAGAGUCAAGCUGUAUUUUAUGUAAGUUAUUUAUAAUGUAGGUUUGCUAUGGUUAGCUAUUUAACACUGAUUUCCUAUAAGCUUUGUGGCUUCGUGAAAUGUAACGUUACAUUUGGGUAAAUAAGAUUCUAUGGCCUUCUUCAAAGCAAUAAGCUAUUUUUUUAAACUAUUUAACUUGCUUCUGUGUAUGUGACUUUUGUUUCCUAAA